AUGUCUGCAUUGAAGGAAAAAUAUGGUGUCCAGAAGUCAAUUUUAAUGUCUACUGCAGUAAACUUGCGAUCGAGGGCUGUGCCACCAUUGCCGGAGACAAGUGUGGGAUGCUUAGUUUUGACAAAACCCAUUGUAAUUGGCGAAGAAACAGAUUUGUGUGGUUUCCUAGGCCUGCUAAGGGAAAGCGUGUCCAAAAUCAAUGGUGAGUUUUUAAAAAGCCUUCAAGCUACUCAAGGACUACAACGAUUUUUGGAGUUUGCGAUACAGACUGGUGAAUCAUAUUCCAAGGCUUUGUCUGACGGAGCCGAGUUCAUUGUGUUUAAUAGUUGGUGCAACGCAGGCAUGUACAAUGUUGAUUUUGGUUGGGGGAAGCCGAUAUGGUUUCCAUGUCUUCCUCUACCACUUGGUGGAUCUGUGAUUGCGCUCGUGGAUGCUAGAAUGAGUAAUGGAAUAGAAGCAUGGGUGUCACUAGAAGAAGAAAUCAUGUCCGUGGUAGAACACCUGAAAUAUAUGUAUGCAAGCUUGGACCCGAUUAUGAUUCAUUGUGCUAUAAUUGAUCGUGAAGACACUCUUGUGCAUGAAGACUAUAUGACCGAGUAUAUGAAGUCUAGUGCAGCUGAAUUUAAUUGA
Molecule: messenger RNA, 630 nt
Organism: Tripterygium wilfordii
Lineage: Eukaryota; Viridiplantae; Streptophyta; Magnoliopsida; Celastrales; Celastraceae
Product: stemmadenine O-acetyltransferase-like
Exons: 2
Coding region: 1-630 (209 amino acids)
Source: RefSeq, a predicted model, not a curated record